CCAUUCCACUUAGUCCAUCCCAUAACGAAUAUCAUGUUAAAAUACGUAACAGGACGUGUAAAAAUUCCUUUAAAUCAUUUUUAUAUGACCCCAUAACCCAGCAUAAUUUACGUACGUCUAAAUGCAUUUUAGAAAAAAAAAAUGCUUUGUUAGUAAGUUGAUAAUUCGUGCAAUAAAUAACUAAGAAUACCCCGCUAAGAAUAACUUAGCAGUCUGUCGUGGGUUUUUUAAGUCGUCUUUUUGCGGAGGGCUGCUUAGUAACUCGGGACGCUUAUAGAAGUUCGGUCGCUUCAAGUUAAAAUAACCUGGCAAAGAGGCGGAAUUGUGCGGUGCUUUAAAGUCAAGAUAUGCGUGUCGAGGACUCCAAAGGUGUACAUUUCUCAGUUUUGUUGGCUUGACUACUUAAGGAGAAAAUACUCAUCGGCCCAACAAUCGCGAAACACGCGCUUCCCAUCCAUCGGACUGAAAAGUAUUUUCAUCUGGGAAUAUCCACCGUCCCGGUACAAUAAUGCCGAACAGUCGAAAAGUGCUCCUGGGGUUGGUUGGAGUUGCUGUCGUCAUCGCAUUAAUAACUAUCCUUGCAACAAUAAUUGCAAACAAAGACAGUAAAUGGGACUCUAAGAGAACCUUCACCCUCGAAGACUACUUCAAUGACACCAUCAGAUAUAAGGCGUACAAUCUGCGAUGGAUAUCAGACAAUGAAUAUCUACAUAGAACAAAAGAAGGCAGUGUUUUUCUCCACAAUGUUGACACAAGAAGUGCCACAGAAUUUUUGAACAACAAAACAUUUGCACAAGUGGAUGCCACUGACUAUUUGAUGUCUGCUGACCGUAAAUAUGUUUGUUUGGAGAGCAAUUAUACAAAGCAAUGGAGACACUCAUUCACAGCCUCUUACUCUCUCUACAACCUGGAAGCCUCGGAAUUUGUCACACCGUCACACAUCCCAGAAGAAGUGCAAUACCUUUUAUGGGCUCCUGUUGGAAAUAAGCUGGCUUAUGUUUGGAAAUAUAACAUUUACAUUAAAGACUCUGCAAUGUCUAAUGCCAAACAAAUAACUAAAAAUGGAGAGAAGAAUAAAAUUCUCAAUGGUAUUCCAGACUGGGUAUAUGAGGAGGAGAUGUUCUCUUCCAAUGAUGCAAUGUGGUGGUCACCCGGUGGCAAGUAUCUGGCCUACGUUGAGUUCAAUGACACAGAGGUCCACACCAUUGAGUAUUCGUGGUAUGGAUCUGGGCAAUACCCGGAAACAGUGGCCAUUCCGUACCCUAAGGCUGGGUCCUCAAUUCCUAAGGUGAAGCUGUUCGUUGCCGAUUCCACAGGUACAUCAGGAAUCACACAAGUUGUAGUGCCAAAUUCAGUAGGGGAAAGCGACCACUACCUGAGCUCUGUGACCUGGGUGACCGAUGAGCGCGUCGCUGUCCAGUGGGCCAAGAGGAGCCAGAACUAUGUCCUCAUGCAGACCUAUGACUUUGACGGACGAGCGUGGAAUGGGAAGUCGAGUCAUGAAGAGACAAGCAAGACAGGCUGGGUUGGGCAUUAUUCACCCCUGCAUCCAUUUUUUGCUGCAGACACCUUGAGCUUUUACAAAGUGAUGAGUGACUCUGACGGCUAUAAACACAUACAUUAUGUUAAUGCUGGUGUGGUGACACCUAUUACAUCAGGACAAUGGGAGGUCAUCUACAUUUCAAAGUUAACGAAAGAUGCUAUAUACUAUGUCAGUAAUGAAUACCACAAACGUCCAGGGCAGAGGAACGUUUACAAGAUCAGGAUCGGUGCCGGCCAUUCUGCUCCCGAGUGCCUCACCUGUGGCCUGCAAGAAGAGAGGUGUCAGUACAACUCAGCCUACUUCAGUCAAGACGCUGCCUACUACCGCCUGUCCUGUUAUGGGCCUGAACUCCCAGUAUUUACUCUAAGGGAUAACAGAGGAUCAGGCUCAGAGAUUCAGGUUCUUGAAAACAACGAUGUCCUGAGAAACAUUCUGACAGAAUUCCAGAUGCCAACCAUGCGAUAUGGGACCUUUAGCAUUGGAGGGUUUGACCUCCAGUACCAGAUGAUGCUACCACCUCAUUUUGAUAAAUCAAAGAAGUAUCCCCUUCUCAUUGAUGUGUAUGCUGGGCCAUGUAGUCAAAGAGUAAAUUAUCAAUUCAAGCUGAACUGGGGAACAUAUCUUGCCAGCACAGAGAAGGUUAUUGUCGCUAGCUUUGACGGAAGAGGAAGUGGUUACCAAGGUGAUAAAAUAAUGCACUCAAUCUACCACCGUCUGGGAACAUAUGAGGUGGAAGAUCAAAUAUCAGCCGUGAGGAAAUUCAUUGAUAUGGGGUUUAUAGAUACAGAAAGAAUAGCUAUUUGGGGAUGGUCUUACGGCGGGUACGUCACCUCGAUGGCUUUGGGGUCCGGGAGCAGACUUUUCAAAUGCGGCGUGGCAGUCGCUCCCGUAUCUAGCUGGGAAUAUUAUGACGCGGUUUACACCGAGCGCUAUAUGAGCCGGCCGUCGGACAAUGCUGAGUUCUACAAAAACUCCACAGUAACAAGUAGAGCCAAGAACUUCAAAUCUGUGGAUUACCUUCUGAUUCAUGGCACAGCAGAUGAUAAUGUGCAUUUCCAGCAAGCUGCACAGAUAUCUAAAGCUCUUGUUGAGGAGCAGGUGGACUUUGAAGCCAUGUGGUACGCUGAUAAGAACCAUCAGCUAAGUGGCUCCGCCUUCCGCCACGUCUUCACCCACAUAAGCCAUUUCCUCCAGAAAUGCUUUGGCAAAACCAAGCGGGUCGGCAGCUGAGGCGUCCGGCCGGGUCUCCCAGCCGCAUGCACCCAGUCCAUAUAUAACUCGUCACCAGAUCUGCCUAUUUUAUAAUACUGUGCUAAUUUCCAAAUGGGUUGAUGGGGUUUAUUUUAGUGUGUUUGGUAUAUGAACUGCUUUUCUGUUUUAUUUGUAAUUUGUAAAACGCUUACAUCCACUAACAAUUAUUGUUGUACACUGACAAGUGCAGUGUUAAAUUAACAAGCCAAAUGUUCGAACACUACAUGCUGUAGCUGUGCUGUUGUACAAUAACUGGCCAUUCUUAAUGUUCUUUAUUUUUCUAUGUUCUGGUAAGAUACCACUUUUUGUACUUUUUAAGAAUCAAUAAACUGCUACAGAUUUA
Molecule: messenger RNA, 3137 nt
Organism: Brienomyrus brachyistius
Lineage: Eukaryota; Metazoa; Chordata; Actinopteri; Osteoglossiformes; Mormyridae
Product: fibroblast activation protein, alpha
Exons: 26
Coding region: 509-2773 (754 amino acids)
Biological process (GO): proteolysis
Molecular function (GO): serine-type endopeptidase activity; dipeptidyl-peptidase activity
Source: RefSeq, a predicted model, not a curated record